AAUUAAGAGAAAGACUCACAAGAGGGACUGGUUAGAUCUGUAUAUCGGUAUGCUCAUCACCCGCUUUUUGUCUAUUAUCCUUGUGGGUUUUACAGUCCUUGUCUUACCACGCAGUGCUCAAGUAUGUCCAAAGAACUGGGUACGUUUUCAUAACUCGUGCUACAAGUUCUCUUCCAAGUCAGCCUCCUGGAAUGCAGCAAAAGCGUCCUGCGAAGCUCAAGGAUCCCAUCUCGUUGUGAUUAAUUCUCGAGCUGAAAAUCAAGCGAUUGGCACUCGUUCUUCACACACUAUGUUUAUUGGUUUGCACAGGGAUCCUAAAGACCAGUCUCGCUGGCUCUGGGUUGAUGGUUCGCGGCCAACCUUUACUAAUUGGAAUUCUGGAGAACCUAAUAAUUCCGGAGGAAGGGAGGCGUGUGUCGAGUUGUAUACUCAGAAGCACGGAUUGAAAUGGAAUGACCUCCAAUGUACUGGUCCACGUCGUUACAUUUGCGAAACCAGUGUUAAAUGUCCAGUCCUUACAGUUGGUCGUCUCGUCAAAACCACACCAAACAAUUGUGUGACAUCACCGGCGAAACACAAUACCAAUUGCUCGUUCUCAUGUCCACAGGGAUACUAUUUACAAGGUCCUUCUAAGAAACAGUGUGGGGCUAAUGGUCAAUGGACGGAUAGUGCCAAACCUGUGACGUGCAAGGUUGAAUGUCCAGUCCUUACGGUUGGUCGUCUCGUCAAAACCACACCAAACAAUUGUGUGACAUCACCGGCGAAACACGAUACCGAAUGCUCGUUCUCAUGUCCACAGGGAUACUAUUUACAAGGUCCUUCUAAGAAACAGUGUGGGGCUAAUGGUCAAUGGACGGAUAGUGCCAAAUCUGUGACGUGCAAGGACACCGACGAGUGUGCUGUGUCAAAUGGUGACUGCAGUCACGAGUGCGUCAAUAUUGCAGGGGGCUACAAAUGUGAAUGUCCAGACCUAGAGCUAAGCUUAUCAUCAGAUAACAAAACAUGUCAUGCUCCAGGGGUCAAUGUCCAGUGCAACAGCAACAAUAUGACAAUUAUCAUUCCUAAGUCCCUCUUCCGUGGUCGCGACCGUGGGCGUCUUCGGCUCUUAGACUCAAGAUGCAAGGCUGAGGAAACCAACGCCUCCUUCUCUCUGACAACUCCGCUGACUGGCUGUGACACAAAACGCAGGCUUACACCGACAGCUAUCGUCUACUCCAACAUAGUCUUUGAAAUCCCUGUGGCCGCUAAGGACGUCGCAACACGCGUGCGGGAAAUAGAAAUACCAUUCAGCUGCUACUUAUCCAAGUUUGGCGUGGUAUCAUCAGUUGGUUGGAGGCCGAGCAAUACAAAACUUAGGUUCAGUGAUGAAGGCAAAGGAAACUUCACACUUUCUCUGAAUAUGUUCCGUGACAAAAGAUUCGUGAGUCCUUACAUGAAGGAUGACUUCCCUGUUGAUGUGCUGCUUCGUAAACCUCUCUUCUUUGAAGUGUCAGUGACAUCGACUGACAAGAAGUUGUCAAUCAUGGCUGAUCGAUGCUAUGCCACGCCCACUCAGGAUGAGAAAAGUUCUGUAAAUUACGAAUUUAUAAAGAAAGGAUGUCAGAAUGACGUUACCGUGAAGUAUUACUCUGGGCCUUCAUCAAGUGCUCAGCGGUUUAGCUUGGAGGCUUUCAAGUUCAUUGCAGAUCAUCCAUUCGUAUUCGUGCACUGCCACGUAAUUGUAUGCAACGCAACGAACCCUGCUUCACAGUGUGCAAAAAAGUGUCCAUCAAGUGGCCGAGGUAGACGUGCAGUAAGUGAUCACGUGACUGAUGACGUGUAUUCUUUGGCCCAGGGCCCGAUCCGCCUCGCACGAGGCAAGCGAGAGAGAAAGAAGGAGAAUGCCUUUACUGAAAAUGGAUCCAGUCCUUUCUUCAUGAUAUCUGUGUUUGUGAUGUGCGCUGCUUGCUUGGUAGGAACUGCGCUGAUGAUCGUUAAGAAGUCACGUGACAAGCCCAUUGGCUAUACUCUGCUUGCUAGCAGAAGUCAGGAGUAAACACAUGCUCUAUGACAACGAACGGACUUGACAAAUCUUGUGAAAACUUGAGUAGGAGAUACCAAAAAAAAAUGCAUGGAAGUCCUUUCCUUUCAUCCUUUCCCUUUACCAAACAAAGCAAUGCACAUUUCGAUGGAAUCUUUAAAUAUCAUAACUCCUGAAUGAUGAAAGUUGAAAUAACCAGACUACCUUUCGGGAACACGAAAAGGAGUCAUAACACCAAACUCAACAAGACUUCUUCAUUGCAGAAUUGACAGUGCAAGAAGAUUUCAAAAAUUAUCAUGCCAGCCUAACGAUGUUGUUGUUUUCCGGCCUUUGCCUUUAAAACUGAAUUAAAUCCGAACUGCUCCAGAUUAUCUUCACUAUUAAAAAAAUUUAAGUUCUUUAGCCCCUUAGUUAUGAUGCAUUGGUAAAGGAAACAUCCUUACUUUGAUAUCUGCUAUUCAAGUUUGACUCAAUACGAAGAGAUUGGCUGGUCUCAAAACUUUGUUAACUCUGCUUGUUUAAUGAAGCAUGGUUUAUAGGACUUUUCAAUGAUCUACUCAUUACCGGAAAUGUCGAGAGUAUUAUUCAAUAAGGGUGCUUGCUGAGUAGAAAGAAGUAUUUGCUUUUUUUCGUUGAAGUAUUCUGAGUAAUUUUAGAAAUCUGCAUUAAGCGCGGGAAUACGUUAGCAGUUGUUCAGUUUUUUUACCAACUCUGAGGAGAGAUGCUUAGAGAGAAGCGAAAAGAAUACAAGGAGGAACUGACCCAUGACAACACUGAUUGCUUGUCAGUGCGCUGAAUUAACUACUCCAUCAAAUUGGUAAUUUGAUAAACAUUUUAUCAUGUAGAGGUGUGAGAAAAUUUUAAACUUCCGAAAGUGAUAACGACAAAAAACAUACCUUCUGUAACUGAGUUUACAAUUUGGGAUGAUGCUGGAUAAAGGAAAAUGAUACUUUAAUCAAGAUUAAGGACGUUACUUUUACCUGAUCAUUAUACUAGCAAAGGAAGCAGGUAUCGGAGGAAAGCCUCAUACACACAAUUAACAACAUGAGCUAACGACUAUAUUUUACUAGCAAUUUCAUACUCAGAUAAGGUGUUGGGAUUUUGCUACUGUUUUGUCAACUAGCAGUUCUAAGGAAAUAAAAUCUUAAACUGAUUUUUU
Pocillopora damicornis (cauliflower coral) is the source of this 3179-nucleotide messenger RNA. RefSeq names its product oncoprotein-induced transcript 3 protein. NCBI's taxonomy places the organism in Eukaryota, Metazoa, Cnidaria, Anthozoa, Scleractinia, Pocilloporidae. Gene Ontology annotation, molecular function: calcium ion binding. The record is from RefSeq and is a predicted model, not a curated record.